Molecule: messenger RNA, 735 nt
Organism: Tetranychus urticae (two-spotted spider mite)
Lineage: Eukaryota; Metazoa; Arthropoda; Arachnida; Trombidiformes; Tetranychidae
Product: baculoviral IAP repeat-containing protein 7-B-like
Biological process (GO): regulation of cell cycle; negative regulation of apoptotic process
Cellular component (GO): nucleus; cytoplasm
Molecular function (GO): cysteine-type endopeptidase inhibitor activity involved in apoptotic process
Source: RefSeq, a predicted model, not a curated record
AUGUUUGCAAAUAACAAGAAAAGUUCAUUUUUUCUUAAACCUCGUUUCAAAAUGGAUGAACAAAGUCAAACCCUUAUACCUUUUGCUCAGUUGUUACUAGAUGUAACUCAACUUUAUCCCUUAAACGUAUUAUCAGCGGAUUUGAUAAGACAAAAUGCGGAUAGUGAUGAACCUGAUACAUACAAUCUACAAGUACAAGAUAUUAGUGCAUCAAUUACUUCAUCUUAUGAGUUUAGUUGCUCUUCGUGGGAUAUUGAAGCUCAGCAUCCAGAAUAUAUUACAUUAUCAAGUCGUUUAUCAACUUUCACAAACUGGACUAGUGAGAGUAUAUCCCCACCUGAAUUAGCAGAAGCUGGUUUUCUGUUCGCAGGGCAAACUGAUACUGUUGUUUGUUUUCACUGUGGCAUUCACAUACGUAAUUGGAUUCCAGAGGAUGAUGCUUGGAUAGCACAUGCCAUUUGUGCUCCUUGGUGCACUUAUUUGUAUCUUAAGUGUGGAAUUAGUUUUAUUAGAUCAUGUUUAAAAGUCCAACCAAUUAAAAGAUCUGAUACGCCUUUGCUAGAACCAUCAAACGCUAGAUAUGUUUGUAAAGUUUGUCUUGAAAAAGAAGUAGGAGUUUGCUUUUACCCCUGUGAGCACACUGUUACAUGUAUUGAUUGUGCACCAGGUAUCGCUUCAUGUCCUAUUUGUCGUGCGAAAAUAACAGGAGUAUUUAAACUGAAAUUCAUUGACUAA